AUGCCGAAGUCCCUCGCUGGUGGUCAGUUCCCCAACCCUACUUUGGAUGCCAUUGACCUGGUGGACCGGAAUCUAAGAAAUGCAGGGACCUCCAGUUCUAUCCCAGGCUUGGAGGAAGGAGGCACAGACCCCUGGGCCUUCCCUCAGCAGAAGAACACUGGCGAACUGAAAGAGGUCAGCACAGCCAGCAGGCUUCACCAGGUGGUCGUUGGCUUCCUCAAGGCGUGUGGACUCCUGGGAAACCUCUAUUUCUUCAUCUGCUCCCUGGACAUCCUCGGCUCUGCCUUCCAGUUGCUAGGCAGUAGAAUGGCCGGAGACAUUUUCAAGGACAAUGUGGUGCUGUCCAACCCCGUGGCUGGCUUGGUCAUCGGUGUGCUGGUCACAGUCCUUGUACAGAGUUCCAGUACAUCUUCAUCUAUCGUGGUUAGCAUGGUGGCCUCUAAGUUGCUGACUGUCCAGAUGUCUGUGCCUAUCAUCAUGGGUGUCAACGUGGGCACUUCCAUCACCAGCACCCUGGUCUCGAUGGCGCAGUCAGGGGACCGGGAGGAGUUCCAGAGGGCUUUCAGCGGCUCGGCUGUGCAUGGCAUCUUCAACUGGCUCACAGUGUUGGUAUUGCUGCCACUGGAGAGCGCCACGGCAGCACUAGAGAGGCUGAGUGAACUGGCCCUGGGUGCUGCUAGCCUCCAGCCAGGGAGGCAGGCCCCCAAUAUCCUCAAGGCACUGACGCAGCCUUUCACACACCUCAUCAUCCAGCUGGAUACCGGCAUGAUUACCAGCAGUGCUACCGGCAACACCACUAAUGGCAGCCUGAUUAAACAAUGGUGUGACGUCCAGGGGAAACCACCGCCCCAGGGGAGCAACGAGGAAUGUGGCGGCUUCUACCCUUGCAGGGAGAAUAGCACAGCGACUCCAGAGGAGAACAGAGUGCCCUGCCAUCACCUGUUUGUGGGCACAGGGCUCACAGAUCUGGCCGUGGGCUUCAUCCUGCUGGCGGGCUCUCUGCUGGUGCUCUGUACCUGUCUGGUCCUCAUCGUUAAGCUGCUCAACUCUGUGCUGCAGGGCCGCAUCGCCCAGACUGUGAAAACGGCCAUCAAUGCGGAUUUCCCCUUCCCCUUUGGCUGGCUCAGCGGCUACUUAGCCAUCCUUGUUGGUGCAGGCUUAACCUUCUUGCUGCAAAGCAGCAGUGUAUUCACGGCUGCCAUUGUGCCUCUUAUGGGGGUUGGGAUAAUCAACCUGGAACGGGCCUACCCCCUCUUCCUGGGCUCCAACAUUGGCACCACCACCACAGCCCUGCUGGCGGCCCUGGCCAGCCCCGCAGACAUGCUGCUCUUCGCAGUCCAGGUUGCUCUCAUCCAUUUCUUCUUCAACCUGGCUGGCAUACUGCUGUGGUACCUGGUGCCUGUCCUGAGACUACCCAUUCCACUGGCCAAGCGCUUUGGUGACCUGACUGCCCAGUACCGCUGGGCAGCCGUUGUCUACCUACUGUUCACUUUCCUGCUGCUGCCCCUGGCAGCCUUUGGACUUUCCCUGGCAGGGGGCUCAGUGCUGGCUGCAGUGGGAGGCCCUCUAGUGGGGCUGGUGCUCCUUAUCAUCCUGAUUAAUGUCCUGCAAAGACACCGGCCAUCUUGGCUGCCUCCCUGUCUUCGAUCCUGGGCCUGGCUGCCUCUCUGGCUCCAUUCUCUGGAGCCUUGGGACCGCCUGGUGACUGGGUGUUGCCCCUGCAGUGCUUGCAGCAACUCCAGUAUGACCAGCAAAGUGGUUCACUGCUAUGAGAACCCAGAGGUCAUAGCUUCCCAACACUUAUGA
Molecule: messenger RNA, 1806 nt
Organism: Arvicola amphibius (Eurasian water vole)
Lineage: Eukaryota; Metazoa; Chordata; Mammalia; Rodentia; Cricetidae
Gene: Slc34a3
Product: solute carrier family 34 member 3
Exons: 12
Coding region: 1-1806 (601 amino acids)
Biological process (GO): sodium-dependent phosphate transport; intracellular phosphate ion homeostasis
Cellular component (GO): apical plasma membrane; brush border; vesicle
Molecular function (GO): sodium:phosphate symporter activity
Source: RefSeq, a predicted model, not a curated record